AGUAUCCUGCUUUUUAGAGCAAGCUGAGGGCAGGAGUCGGGGCAGGCUCAGACUCCCAGGACGCCCUAAUGGGUUUAGUCUUUCGGACGGCAACGCAGUCGGCUGCGCUUUUGUUCUCCCUGCUGGGAUGGGUGUUAUCCUGCCUCACAAACUACUUGCCCCACUGGAAGAACCUCAACCUGGAGCUGAACGAGAUGGAAAACUGGACCAUGGGGCUCUGGAAAUCCUGCGUCAUCCAGGAGGAGGUGGGGAGACAAUGCAAGGACUUCGACUCCUUCCUGGCCCUGCCAGCUGAGCUGCAGACCUCCAGGGUCUUGAUGUCCCUGUCCAACGGGCUGGGGCUGCUGGGGCUGCUGGGCUCUGGCUGUAGCCUGGACUGCUUGAGGCUUGGAGAGACCCAGAAGGGCCUGAAGAGGCGGCUGCUCAUCGCGGGAGGGGUCCUGCUCUGGACGUCGGGCGUGCUGGUCCUGGUGCCUGUGUCCUGGGUGGCCCACAGGACAGUUCAGGAGUUCUGGGAUGAGACCGUGCCUGAGAUUGUGCCCAGGUGGGAGUUUGGGGAGGCCCUGUUCCUUGGCUGGUUUGCUGGCUUCUGCCUGGUGUUAGGAGGGUGUCUGCUUCACUGUGCAGCCUGCUCCAGCCCAGCUCCCCCAGCCUCGGGACACUAUGCAGUGGCAGGACUGCAGGACCACUGUCAACACCUGGAGCUGAAACAUGCCAAGCCAGAAAUCUAAGCCCGAGGGACCAGUGGCCUCCCUGCUCUUGCUCCAGCUGGACUUGGUAGGAUCCCCCUGUUAUAAUCACCCCUACUCCUGUGCUUUUGAUUUUUCUGAAAUGCAUACUUCCCUCCUGUGGCUACUAAUUUCUUCAAAUACAAUUUCUUUCUACCAUGAGUAAAGCACGUCUACCUUCUGUUUGGAGGCCAA
Molecule: messenger RNA, 923 nt
Organism: Acomys russatus (golden spiny mouse)
Lineage: Eukaryota; Metazoa; Chordata; Mammalia; Rodentia; Muridae
Product: claudin-22
Exons: 1
Coding region: 69-731 (220 amino acids)
Biological process (GO): bicellular tight junction assembly; cell adhesion
Cellular component (GO): plasma membrane; bicellular tight junction
Molecular function (GO): structural molecule activity
Source: RefSeq, a predicted model, not a curated record